This is a messenger RNA of Kuraishia capsulata CBS 1993, 1323 nucleotides long. RefSeq lists its product as uncharacterized. The record is from RefSeq and is a predicted model, not a curated record. The transcript has a single exon. Gene Ontology annotation, molecular function: structural constituent of ribosome. The coding region runs from base 1 to 1323 and encodes 440 amino acids. Gene Ontology annotation, cellular component: mitochondrial small ribosomal subunit. Lineage: Eukaryota; Fungi; Ascomycota; Pichiomycetes; Pichiales; Pichiaceae.
AUGUCCUUAAGGCUUCACCUGAGCGUACCGUGCGUUAGGUCCUUUUCGACGACGGCUUCUGCGUUUGCAGUCAAGGGUGCUAAGCAGAAACAAUCCUACAAGAACAAGAAUUCCAGCGGAAAGAAGAGAAGAGGUCCUGGUUCAAACAAGUAUUUCCUGGAUGCUGUUUCACAUUCGAACCUGCACAAGAAGGCAGAUGCCGCUGUUUUGGAGGACUUGGGAAAGUUGACUAUUUCCGAGGAUGGAACCCUUGCUUUUGGCUCAUUGGUCAGAUACCCUUCGCACAUCCUCAAGACGCUCUACAGAUUUGGAAGUUUCCAGAAGACUCAGUUUAACGAAAUCCACCCUGAGCCUUUGUCUGUAAUCAGAGAGUCCACGACGGGUAAGUUGUGGGAUUUUUUGAAUUCCAGUGUCGAAACUAGCUCAAAAUCAAACAGAUUGAUCAUUACCGGUGAUUCUGGAGUUGGCAAAUCUACUGCGAUUGCUCAGUUUCAAGCACUUUCCAAAACUAAAGGCUCGGUUGUGAUACCAUUUACAAAUCUGGACAGUUUGUUGGACGGAUCAUCGGAUUUUGUUUUUGACCAAACGUCGCAGAAGUACUCGCAGCCGAUGGCCAACGCCAAGUUGUUAAAGAAAGUCCGCACAGGUAACGAGGAAGAACUAAAGGAGAUCAAGCUGGAGAACCAGGAUUUGUCCGCAUGGAAAACGGGUGAUGUCACUCCAGAGACCUCAUUGUAUGAGUUCCUCCAAUUAGCGCGUUCGCAAAAGCUGAAGUGGAACUCGGGCGCCGUUCUGGAAUUUGCAGUGAAGGUUUUGAGCGAACAGGUCAAGUACCCUGUGUACUUGACUGUUGACAAUUUGUCAGCCUUCCCAAAAACUCCCUUCACUGCUUACAGAAACACUUCCAACGAGCCACUUUACUUCGGUGAUUUCCAGUUGGCCAGUCUCAUAACUGACUUGGCUAGUGGGUUCAGAUCUUUCAAGAAGGGUGGUGUGGUAAUGGCCACCUCUGGUAUUCACGGUGAAUUCGAUCAGACUAUUCCUGCGGUUUGUGGACUGGUCAAGCCUGAUCCAUACUCCACGCAGUUCCAGUUUGACGAUGUUUUUGCCAAGAAGCUGGUCUCUAACGGUGGUGUUAAGCACUUGGCUGUGGAAAACCUGACAUUGGAGGAAAGCGAGGUGCUGGUUAACUUUCUGGUUGAUUCACAGGUCAUUCCUGAAGAAGACGGAGACUUGACAAGACUGGCCCAAGCAAAGUACUUUUUGUCUGGAAAUGGUAAUCCAUUGGCCCUCUACAAGUCUUGUGUGUUGGCAUACAUGUAA